AUGGGGCUCACCGGCUUCUGGAAGCACCUUUCGUCAAAGCAGCUUAAUCUUACAAUUCGUGCCUUUUCCCUUAUUUGUAUUUUCUUCGAGGGAUAUGACCAAGGUGUGAUGGGAGGAGUCAAUUCGGCGCCGAAAUAUGUCACUCAAGUGAGGAUUGGAAAUGCCGAUGGGACUGUCACUGAUGCGACACAUCAGGGUGGCCUUGUCAGUGUGUAUUAUCUUGGGUGCAUUUUCGGCUGCUUUGCAGGUGGCUGGUUAGCAGACCGGGUUGGUCGCAUCAACGGUCUCUUUAUCGGCUCGCUGUUCGCUCUUGUAGGGGGCGCUUUACAAGCAGCUAUCACCAGCUCAGACUUCAUGUUGAUUGCGCGCGUAAUAACCGGCAUCGGCACAGGAGCAUUGACUGGUAUAACCCCGGUGCUGGUAUCGGAGACUUCUUCCGCGGACCAUCGAGGCGGCUUUCUGGGCUACGUCUUCAUCGCCAAUUAUUUGGGUAUCUCCAUUGCGUAUUGGUUGUCGUUUGGCCUUGCGUUUAUUCAAGGGGGCUACUCCGAUUUCAGGUGGCGCUUUUUGCUGGCUUUUCAGUGCAUUCCAGCUCUCUUUAUUGCUCUCUUUGUCAAGAUACUCCCCGAUAGCCCACGAUAUCUGGCAUCGGUUGGACACAAUGAGGAAGCUAAAGAAUUGUUAGUACUGAUUCGAGGCAGCAAGGCUACUCCCGAGGUGAUUGAACGAGAGUAUUUGGAGAUCUUAGCUGCUUCAAGAAACAGCAAGCCCAGUUCGCCAAUCCAGUUUGCUAAAAUCCUUGGAAGGGAUGGCAAACCUGGAACCAAUUUAGGUCGGCGGGCCUGGUUAUGCGUUUUUCUUCAAAUUAUGGCAUCUUGGACUGGCAUCACAGCUAUCACGGCCUACUCUCCAAUUCUUCUCGGUCAGGCUGGGUAUAGUGAAAUCACGCAGAAUGGACUCGCCGGUGGUGUGAACACUAUUGGCAUUAUCGGGACAAUAAUCAGCGCGCAUAUCGUCGACCGCUUUGGCCGUCGACACUGUUUGAUGCUUGGCUCCGCGAUUCUGUUUUCUGUUGAGCUAGUUGCUGGAUCAGUGUAUGAAGGUUCUCUUCGGAAUCCUGACAAAGCCGCUCAGUAUGCCCCGGCAGCUGUGUCGAUGCUCUUCCUUUUCAACCUGGGAUAUGCCGCUACAUGGGGAACAGUGGCCUUUCUUUUGCCGACAGAGAUAUUUCCCUCGGAAUUGCGUGCCCAAGGCAAUGGAUUCGGCAUCACAGGCUGGGCUAUUGGGGUUGGCAUGACCACUCUCGUUAACCCGGUCAUGUUCGACAGACUGCAGAGCCGGAGCUAUUUUCUUCUUGCCGGUCUCAAUCUCCUUUGGAUCCCCAUAGUCUAUCUCUUAUAUCCCGAGACGCGCAAUCGAUCAUUAGAAUCAAUCGAGGCCCUGUUUUCAACAUCGAGCCCGUUUUACUGGGCCAUGGAACGAGCCUACCAACAGCAUGGGAAUGUGCUUUCGGAGCAUGGAAUCACCAUUACUUCCGAUGAGGAGACCAGCAAAUCUAUCGUGGUCCCAGGGUAUUCGCAGAAAGUGACAUCAGAGAGUUGA
Messenger RNA from Aspergillus affinis, 1602 nucleotides. RefSeq names its product putative MFS sugar transporter. Gene Ontology annotation, molecular function: carbohydrate:proton symporter activity. The coding region runs from base 1 to 1602 and encodes 533 amino acids. The record is from RefSeq and is a predicted model, not a curated record. Gene Ontology annotation, biological process: carbohydrate transport; transmembrane transport. The transcript has 6 exons. NCBI's taxonomy places the organism in Eukaryota, Fungi, Ascomycota, Eurotiomycetes, Eurotiales, Aspergillaceae. Gene Ontology annotation, cellular component: membrane.